AUGUCAACAACAAAAACUGAACUAGUCUUGUCUGCAAACUUAUUAAUCCAAAAUCGGAGAAUUUUCUGCCAUCUAUUGACAAGUAUUUGCUUAUUCCAUUGGAAUUGGCCAUGUGUUCCAUUUUUAUUUCAGCAUUCAAACGAGAGAAUUUUAAUCGAUAAUAAAAUGCCUCGAAAUAAAGAAAAAAUCCGGAUAAAAACUUCGUCUCGUAAAAUCAGACAAUUUUCUAAAAAGCGUCUAUCACGAAAACAAUGUCGAAUGCUAAGACUUCAUCGACAUCAUCAAAAUCCCCAAUCAUCUCAAGAAUUUAAUGUUGAAGAAAGCAUAGUUGACUCACCGGUAAAUACUGAAGGCUUGAUCGUUUAUCCUACGGCUACACCUCAUGUUCGAUAUAUAUUGGUAACCGAUUUGCAAUCAUCAUAUGAAUUACAAUCCGAUCUUUGUGGUCAUCUAUCGUUGGUACCAUUUACUAAAUGGGCCAUUUUUUGUGAAGGAUAUCAGGCCAAAGCUGGUGAAACUCUAACCAUUUCCACAUGUUUCAGGCAUCGAAUAUUUAUUCGUUUUACAGAUUAUCGAGAUUUUAACGAAAAUCAAAAAAAUAAUUUAAUCAAUCUUGAUGAAUUUGACUUUCUCGAACAACAUCUUCCAGGAGUUUUAAUUGGCGAUUAUGUUCUUUUGAAAUUCGAAUCGAUCCCAAAGUCAAUGGCUAAAUAUAGACUUGUCCUUGAAUAUCUAUCUAAAUCAUCCAAUGAAAAAGCUAGACAAAUUUGUCGAAAAAAAUUGUCGACCAUGAGCGACAAAGAUCAUAUGAAUAUUUUAUCAAAAAUAUCCAACAUCGAUUUUGAACAAUGUACAUUGCAUAUCCUAAAAAUUUUUCAUACUCUUAAAAUUAGUAACGACGAUGUUAUUCUAGUGUAUGGUCAAGCUAAUUGUGGUAAAACAUCAUUGCUACAUUAUCUUAUAAAUCAAUAUUUAAAUAAUAGAAAUCAGCCUGUUGCUUACCUGGAAUGUGAUCCUGGACAACCGGAAUUCGCUCCAUGUGGAAUACUUAGCUUAGUUGAGAUUAAUGGAAAAAUAUCCAACGCUUUGGGAUAUAAAUUUUUAUUCAACGAAAAUCAUGUACUAAAUGAUGAUGAAAGAAUUAAAUCAAAAAUAUUUGGAACAAUUACACCAUCUGGCAAUACUUUUGAAUAUAUUUCUUUGAUCUCUCAACUUUAUCAAUCAUAUCGGCAAAUGAAUGUAAAGAAAAAACGACCAUUAUUCAUCAAUACGAUGGGUUGGAUUGAAGAACUUGGCCUGGAAUUAUUGACGAAUAUCAUUUCUAUAGUACGGCCAACUCAUAUAAUUCGAAUCGAAAAUGAUUCUCCAUCGUUAUCCGUUUCAGAUUCAUCCAUGAUAAACAUCCAAAAUCGAAAAGAAUUAGAACGAAUAUUUAAAUUGAACUUGAAUGUCGACAGUGAUUUUCAAGAUUUAAUACAAUUAGUAGAUAUGAAAAAUUCCAUUGGCCAUCAAUUAUGGAUCACAUUGUUUCCUUUUAUUUCAAAUUUUAAACCUACUAUAUUCAGUGUUUCAUAUUUACGACGUGAAAUCAAUCAACUUUUAUAUCUAUGUUCGAAUCUAUGGCCACAAAUUUCAUUCAAACCAUUUUAUUCAAUACAACCAAUUCAGAUUCGUAUGGAGAAUCUUUAUAUUCAUUUCACAAACUAUCCAGCUAUGGUGCCUAAAUCUAUUUACAUUCUUUUGAAUGUUUCCUGGGUGUUUCUAGGAAGUUUAGAUCCUAAUGAAAUGAAUGAAAACAUGAACUGUAUUGAGAUAUCAUCCAUUAUGCAGCAAGAAUUGCCAUCAAUUAAUAAUCAAAAUAAUGGAAAUAUGAUAAUAAAAAAUUCAGACAGACAAACGUUGUCGUCGUCGUCGUCGUCGAUGGACAAAAACAUCAAACUAUUACAUCAAUUGCCAAAAAGUGCUAAAUGUUUUGGUUGUGGUAUAAUACGAAAUGUUGAUCCAGUUCAUUCAUCCAUCUUUGUAACAAUAUCAUCCAUACAUCAUUUUGGCAACAUAUUCAAUGCGGAAAAAAAUAAGAUUAAUUUUUUAGUUAUACCGAAUUUAAUUCCAAUUCCAUCCGGUUUAUUGGUUGAACAAUUUUUAUAUCAAGAUUCAUGUCAUAUACCAUUUGUAUAUAUUCGUAGCUAGCUAUCAUUAUUUUUUUUUUUGUUUGUUUGAUAAUAAUAUUGUUCUAUCUACUUGAAACAAAGAAAAUGGAA
Dermatophagoides farinae (American house dust mite) is the source of this 2261-nucleotide messenger RNA. RefSeq lists its product as uncharacterized. Gene Ontology annotation, biological process: cleavage in ITS2 between 5.8S rRNA and LSU-rRNA of tricistronic rRNA transcript (SSU-rRNA, 5.8S rRNA, LSU-rRNA). Gene Ontology annotation, molecular function: polynucleotide 5'-hydroxyl-kinase activity. Lineage: Eukaryota; Metazoa; Arthropoda; Arachnida; Sarcoptiformes; Pyroglyphidae. Gene Ontology annotation, cellular component: nucleus. The record is from RefSeq and is a predicted model, not a curated record.